GAGAGAGAGAGAGAGAUUAGUAUGACAGAUAAAUAAACAUGAAAUUCGAGAGCAAUGAUUUUUCCAGAUUUAAGCAUGUAGUGUGCUAUGCUACUCAUUCAAAAUGCCAUUUGUAGAAUGAGCAAGGAUGGUUGCGCAAUGAAGUAUCGUAUUGAUGCUCAGUAAAACAACAUGGAUGCCAACAGCUUCUGCAUACGCGUAUUGUAUCAGCUGUUGUGCCGUAGUUGCCAUCAUAUUUCAUUAAGACUAAACGGCUGUGUACGUUCCGUAACAAUGUAGUAGGAAUAGUAUUAAAUUAGCUUAAUACGUUUCAGAUCUGCCAUUGUGGUUUGCAAUGAUGACUGACGUCUUAUUUGAUAAGAUAUCAGUUUCCAUGUUUUGCCUGCCAAAGAAAAAUUGAGCCCAAUGUUUCCAAACGAAUCUAGUUCAGAUGAGAUUUCUAAAGUAAAUGUCGUUACACAAACGUUUAAGGAUAAUUUAGAGCCAAAUGUUGUGCCAGGAAAUUUAGCAGUAUUGCUACCUGCUGCUGGCUGUGACUGUUUCGAUAGUGUUGUAGGAGGGGCAUCUAUCCACACUGCCCAUUUUGCCCCUCUGAUGUCCACAGACCAAGUACCUGCUCUCAGGGACUCAAUGGACUGCAGUACCAGUGGAUCCACUACCCUGGAAGCAGAAGUAGCAACACACAGUCGGCCUCCUGUGCAGCAUUCUCCAUGCGCACAAAGUGAUCUAAUGGGACAUGCGUGCACAGAAUUUUCUGACCACUACCAGCAGCAGCAGCAGCAGCAAAUCAGUUCCAAAGAAGUAGCAGUUCAUUCAAAUGUAGAGCAAUCUGUCCUUCCUCCAGCAUCUACCACUGCCAGCAGGCUGGGGGAUGGGACAAACCACAAACAAACUAGUGCAGGGCUACAUGCUUUGCACCUCAGCAGUAACAAGUCUGAGGCCUUGGGCCAGCAGGGGGGCACAGGGGAAGCCGGAGGGAGGGAUAGAGCUGAACCACCCUCUGGCUCAUCCCCUGAGCUGGAGAUACUCUCAGCAUCUGUGAUAAUCAGCUCAACUUCUAGUGGCACCGCAGGUCUUCCGUCCCUUGUGGUGACCAGCCACAAUGCAGUGCAGCACCAGGACACCAGUGCGUCACUUGCAAGUCAUCUCGGUUCUUCCAACACCAAUAGUCCACCAACCAGUGCACAAACUUGCACGAAAUCAAUCAGUAAAUGCAAUCCACUGUCAGAUCUAAAAUACUUGGACAAGUCGGCACAUGUUCCUGAAACUUCUAAUAAUUAUAAGAGUGACAGCAAUAUUUUAAAUUCAACUGAAGGCCCUGCAACAAACUUACGAUGGGGAAUUCCCAGGGGUGUAGGAUUACGUGGUGGUGGAGAGAGCUCCCUAACUGGAGGCAGCGGAACUAGUGGCUGGGGUUCCGGUGCUGGGGGGACAACUGGCGGAGGCUGGGGAUCCUCCGCAGGGUCUUCACAGCAGCAGCAACAGUCGGGCUCCAGCCAGUGGGGUAGUAGUAGUGGUAGCAGCCGUUCCAGCUCUGCAGUCUCAAGUGGCCCUGGAUCUACUGCUGCGAACAGCAGUGCUCAGCAAGGGUCAGGUAACUCAAAUAAGGGCAAUAAUUCACAAAGUGGACAGAAUUCUUCACAGCAGAGCCAGCCACAACAAUCACAACAACAAGGAGGUAGCUCUGCAUCAUCAACACAGUCUACAUCCUCCCAGAUGAGUCAACAAAGUGGCCAGACAGGUGGAGGUGCACAGCAGGUUGGGGGAGGUGGAAGUGGUCAAUCUCAAGGUUCACAACAGCAGCAGUCUGGUAGCAGCUCAGUAACUCAGCAGCAGACCUCCAACUCAGCUGGACAGCAAGGCAGUUCCACAAAUCAAUCCUCUUCCCAGCAACAGCAACCAGGGACAUCAACUGGUCAUAUUCAGACUGUGACAUCUGGCCAGAGUUCAGUACAACAAUCUCAACAACAGCAAGGCAGUAACAAUGGUUCCAACUCUAGUGCAUCUGCUUCAUGGGCUGCUGCCGCUGGCAAAGGUCUAAGUGGCAGCGGAAGUGUAAAUACAGGAACAUCUAGUUCAGGACAACAAUCUUCUGGAGCAACUUCAGGUUCUUCCAAGCAGCAGCAACUUGAGCACCUGAAUUCCAUGCGAGAAGCUCUCUUCAGUCAAGACGGUUGGGGAGGGCAACAUGUCAAUCAGGAUACAGGUUGGGACAUCCCUGCUUCACCUGAACCAGGUGUUAAAGAUGGUGCUCCUGUCUGGAAGCCAAAUGUCAACAAUGGGACAGACCUCUGGGAAGCAAAUCUCCGCAAUGGAGGUCAGCCACCACCCUCGCAGGCUGUUCAAAAGACACCAUGGGGCCAUACACCAAGUAGCAACAUCGGAGGCACGUGGGGUGAGGACGACGAUGUGGCAGAUAGUUCAAAUGUGUGGACCGGUGUCCCUACAGCUCCCCCUGGCCCAGGCCCCACGGCAUCAGCGUCUCAGUGGGGUGGACCUGCAGCUCCUGGUGCGGCGGCGGCAGCUGCAGCUGCUGCAGCAGCCGUUUGGGGUGGUGGAAUGUUAGGCCCACGAGAGCAUAUGCAUGGUGUCGUUGAGGGGGGAUUGCGUGGAGAUGUAGGUGUGAGGGACAUUCGGGGCGUGGGUGAGAUGAGAGCUGCGACUGGAGUGGGAGUGGGGGAUCCUCGCCGCUUGAACGGUAGUGGUGUUGGUGUCGGGGCAGGUGGUGACACGAGUGCUAUGUGGGCAGCACACCCCACAGCAAGUGCUCCACAUCAUGGUGCUGCUCAACACCACACUGGGCAACCGUCACAGGCAAAGAUGGUGCCACCUACAGUCCCUACAGCAGGCGUAAACCAGUGGGCUGGCCCACCCCCAAAAGAUCUCACUUUGGGAAGCAGUGUGGGUGUCACCAAACCAUCAGGAUGGGAAGAACCAUCUCCUCCAGCACAACGCCGUAAUCUGCCAAACUACGAUGAUGGAACAUCAUUCUGGGGCAGCCAAUCUAGUCGCAUUGGCAAGGUGUCCCAUUGGAAGGAAAUGCCAACUCCAAAUGUUGGGCGAGGAAGCAUGCCAUGUCCUCCAGGCAUGCCACAAAACAGACUUCCAGGAAACACAUCUGGAGGAGCAAAACCUGAUGGUACACCAAUUUGGGCCCAACCAGGAAGAAAUGGUUCAUGGGGUGAUACCACUCAUGAUGCAAGUAAUGCUGGCUGGGGUGAUGAAUCAAAGGUUGCUGCCAGCAUUAAUUCUUGGAAUGAGCCACCUCUCACUCCAACUUCUUGGGCUGGACCGAAAACAAAGAAUCCUCUCAAUCCGGGUGGCUGGAUGGAUGGUGAUAUGGACACAAGUUCAUGGGGGCAUCCUCCAAAACAGGGUCCAAAGCAAUUAACGAGAGAUAUUGUGUGGUCCAGUAGACAGUUCAAACUACUGUCAGAGUUGGGAUUCAAGAAGGAAGAUAUCGAGAAUGCCUUGCGUGCAAGCAACAUGAUUCUUGAGGAUGCUCAUGAGCUACUGUCCACUGCUAGUCGUGUGGGUGUUGAGAGCUGGCGUCGUCAUGAUGAUCAUUCGCCAUUUGAUCUCACAAGUGGACACCCAAAUGUUGGAGCAUGUGCAGCUGGUGUAGGUGUUGGUGUUGGAAUGGGUGCCUUUCCUGGUCAGAGAUUCAACCCUGUUGCUGCUCAACAGAUGCCCUUUGCACCACCGGGCCCUGGUGGUGGUGUGAGUAAUGCAGGACCAAACCUUUUGAAUAAUGCGGGAUUAAAUAUAAACAGCAUGAGCCCAGCUAUUAUGCAGAAGAUGCUCAGCCAACAGCCACCCCCAACACCGCAGCAGGCUCACCCUGGUGCUGCUGCCCAGGCAGCUGUGCAGCAGCCCACAGGUGCGGGUGUUGGUGUGGGCGCAUUCAGCUCACCUGCAGCUGCGGCGGCUGCUGCUGCUGCACGUGCACCCCAGGCGCAGCCAACUGCUACUCAGUUACGCAUGCUUGUGCAGCAAAUACAGAUGGCCGUUCAAGCUGGCUACCUCAAUCAUCAGAUUCUUAACCAACCAUUGGCUCCACAAACUUUGAUAUUGUUAAAUCAAUUGCUGCAGCAGAUAAAGGCCCUGCAGAACUUGAUGCAACAACAAGCUGUUGUGCAAGUGCAACCCCAUAAGAAUAGUUCCAAUGCUGUUCUGCAAAUUUCUGUACAAAUAACGAAGACUAAACAGCAAAUUACAAAUUUGCAGAACCAGAUAGCAUCACAGCAGGCAAUCUAUGUGAAGCAGCAGCAGCAACAGCACCAGCAGCAGCAACAGCAGCAGCAGCAGCAACAACAGCAGCAGCACCAACAACAGCAACAGCAGCAACAACAGCAGCAGCAUCACCUUGCCGCUGUGCAAGGGGCACAGCAGUCGGAAUUUUUCAAAUCUACGCUGCAUGAUCAGAUGAUGCUACCUCACAAGUUUGCUGAUCUCACAAUUGCUACAGAUCCAACUGUGCAGAUGCCAUCAUCUUAUCAGACCAGUCAGCAGUCCCGUCUGAAUCAGUGGAAACUGCCAUCUUUGGAGAAAGAUCAAGACGUGACCAGUAAUGAAUUCAGCAGAGCUCCAGGCACAACUACUAAGACUGCACUUCCUCAGAGUCAUUCUUCACCAAAUAUGAAUCCUCUCCUCGGACCUAGUGAUGGGACUUGGUCAACUGUAACUGCACGGGCUGGAUCAGAUACAGGUUGGCCUGAUGUGUCUGGAGCAGGCAGUGGUGGGGAUGGCAGCAUUCAGCCCGGAGGUGACAGUAAAGACCCAUGGCCAGCAGUUACUACCAGUGCAGCAGCUGCAUUCACAGACCUUGUACCAGAAUUUGAACCAGGAAAGCCAUGGAAGGGUACUCCAAUGAAAAGCAUUGAGGAUGAUCCGAGUAUCACACCAGGGUCCGUUGUGCGCUCUCCACUAUCAUUACCGGUAAUAAAAGAUGAAAUUUUCACUGGAGGCAGCAAAACCUCUCCUACUGUCAGUUCAUCAAUGGAUACACCUGUACCACCUCUUAGUCUUUCCUCAUCUACGUGGACUUUUAAUCCUGCUCCACCAACGAGUUCCAUGGGAAAAUUGGGAGGUGGUGGUGGAGCAGGUGCUGGAAGUGGCAGCAAGGGUGGUUGGGGUGAACCACCUCCUUCUGGGGGCGUCGUUACUGGUGAGUUGUGGGGAGCCCCUUCUGGCGGAAUGGCAGCAGCCAGCAAAGCACGAGGACCACCACCUGGCCUGGCAGGUACUGGUGCAGGCGUUGCUGUAGGAAAGAGCAAUGGCUGGGGAGGCCUCAGUGGUUCUGUUGCCACAAAUGCUGCUGGCACUGGUGGCACAGGACGCUCUUCUUGGGGCAUUCAGACUCCUGCAUGGGGCUCCACAUGGUUGCUGCUCAGGAAUCUCACACCACAGAUUGAUGGCUCAACGCUAAAGACACUUUGUGUGCAACAUGGUCCUUUGCUCAGUUUUCAUUUGUACCUGAAUCAUGGAAUUGCUCUUGCCAAGUAUUCUACACGUGAAGAGGCUAAUAAAGCUCAAGGGGCACUUAACAAUUGCGUCCUCGGCAAUACGACGAUUUUUGCCGAGUCACCUGGUGAGUCGGAGGUGCACUCAUUGCUACAGCACCUGGGCCAUGGUGGUGGUGGUGGUGCUGGUGGCCAGCAGACAUCUGGCAGUGGUUGGGGUCCAGGACCAGGUAGUGGACGUGGAUCAGGAGGCAGUGGUGCUGGAGGAUCCCAAGGUGGUCCAGGGCCUGCGAAGUCGGCAUCUGACGCGUGGGGUGGAGUUGCAGGUAGCCAGCUUUGGCCACCUACUCCAUCAUCUGUCUCAGGUUCCUUGUGGGGAGACGGAACGUCAGGUGGCGAUCAACACCGCUCGACGCCUUCGUCUCUCAAUUCGUUCCUGCCGGGUGACUUACUGGGUGAGGGCUCAGUGUGAACUAAACUUGUGCCUACCUAAAGGAAUUUAAAGUCCUUUCCUUUGUCCCAUCUGUGCACGUAAAUGUAUAUUGGGCAUAAUAUUGAGUGAAGAAUGAGCUUCUAUCGAAUCUUCUCCAUAGUGACGUACUCGAAGUUUUCCAUCCUUUUACAUAAGGAAACUGCUCCCAAAUUCCAUCUCCUAUCUAUCACCUCAGUGCCGGCAUGCUGUCCAACUGCAAAAUGUGUUGGAUAGUAGCCAUUGUAAAACAAAACUGAAUUGAAAAUAGAAUGACUUGGAGAACCUGUGCGCAUUGCUGUGGAGAAGAGAGAAAUCUCCAUACCUGUGAUCUCAGUUUCCUAUUUGCGCUAUACGGUUGCUUCUGUCCCCAUAACUAUGAGAGUCUAGUUAGUGACAGCAGUUGUAUUCUUAUUAUUAUGUUACUUAUAUAAAUAUAUAUAUAUGUAUAUAAAAUAUAUGAGGAUUGCAGUUUUGACUGUUAAGAUGUGAGGAUUAAUUUUUAAAAAUAUUUAAUGUUGUUACAAUCAGACUGUGUGCCAAAUACCUGGCAUUAGUUUUUGAAGGCUGUCCUGUAAAAGUGCUGCCUUCUCAUUUCUUUGCGGCUGUACACAAUCGAAGUGUUCCCUUGAAAUAAUAGUGUUCAAUGUUUGUGAUCCAUUACUUCAAAAAAAAUGAAAAUAUAGACAUAGUGAUAAAUUUUGACCAGCACUAGUAGGUGCUAUGCAUACACUCGUUUCUUUGUUGCAUUACCUGUGUGUGCAUAGACGUAAAUUGGUGCAGAGUAAUCAAACUUAUCCACUUAACAACUGGAAAGAAUAAAAUUUUGUAUGUGUAUUGUAUUUUCAACUGUGCUGUGACUCUAAAGUGGCUUUAUGUUCAAUGUAAGAUGUUCCAUUUGCCCAGUUUUGAUUAAUGAAAAUGCUCUCUCUCCUUCAGAAUUGACAAAAGCAACGAGAGAUUUGCUUUUCUUUUCUUUUCUUUUAGAUGAUAGUGCAAAACUUAUACUCCUGAGUAUACUAAGGUUUUCUUUAUAGUAAUAACAGCCAAAAAAGAAUUUAGUAUAGUAUUGUAGAAGCAGACUCAGUGUUGUUGAAAUUGUGGCUCUGCACACACAUUUAAAUAAAGUAUUGUAAGCUACAAAUAAAAGCCAUGGUUAGACUAGAGCCAUAAUUAUAGAUGGAUGCUGUGAUGAUGGUGAAAGAGAUGACAACCAUGCAAAUGCCAUCAACAGCCACCACAUCUUCAACAACAGCAACAACAUCCACAACAGCAACAACAUCCAUCAACAUCUACUAUCUACUACUGCUGCUAUUACUACUACUACUACUACUACUACUACUACGACUACUACUACUACUACUACUACUACUGCAACAAUAACAAUAACAACAACAACAACGACAGCAGCUGCAGUGAACAUAUGGAAGAUUUUUCAAAAAGAGCCAAGUAUUGUGUACAUAACAAGCUUACCUGUAAUUAUUUUUCUCCAGUGAGUAUAGUACCAAAUUCUGAAUCGAAACACAAGGUUUUUAUGUAGAUUAAGAUCAAUCGUAAAUACAUAGGAAUUAAGAUUUUAAGGUAAAAUAUGAGGUAUUUAAUAUAUUGCGUUUAAAAAACACAUUUUUAUGAAAAGUGGUAAUAUUUAAAAACCAAGUGCAUUCUAAUUAUUAUUCUAUUGUAGCCAGUGUAAGUAUAAACAUGUGUAUUUAUAUAAAAAGUUUGCUGCAUCCUUAUUAAAUGUGAUAUAAUCUUGUAAGUGAUCCUGUGCAAACUCGUCAAUUUUUGUGAACUUUUAACUAGAGAAUAAUGUGUGAUUUCCUUUAUUUCUUUUUAAAAAGUGUGUGUGUGUGUGUGUGUGUGUGUGUGUGUGUGUGUGUGUGUGUGUGUGUGUGUGUGUGUUUUGACGCGCAAGUUUGUGUGGCGUGCAUGUUUAGUGCAAGAUCUUGGGCCUGAGUGUAUUUUGAUGUCAAAAUAGUUAGAAAAAACUAUGAUUUUCCUUGCUUUCCCACUCCUCCUCUGAAGAUUAUGCUCUUGAUGCAUGGACACAUGUAAUUUGUAAAAAACUAGUAUGUAUGUACAUAAAACAAAUUUUUGAAGACAUGGAUUUCAAAAAUAUUUUUGACACAAAACAGAUAAAUUAAGGAGUAUUUUCUGCAUUUUUCUUUCAAUUUUUAAAUAGUUCAUUGCUUUUAUGAGGGGGAGAAUUAUAGUAUCUUACAUUGCAGUAUGAGCUUGAGACAAAUAGUUCAUCUAUUUAAUUAAAUAAGGUAGCAAGAUCUUAACACAGGUGUGCGCAACUAAAAACGUUGAAUCCAUCCUUGCCAUGUUUGUUUUUUAAUCAUGUGAGAAGAAUGAGUGUGUGAAGGCUGUUAUACUCUUUUUUUUCUUUUUUUUAUUGGAGGGAUAAGGAAAUUUGCCUCUUAAGGGGAGAAUAAAAAUACCUCUGUGACCAAACAUGUUAUACAUAUAGAAAUAAGAAAGAUACAUAUAUAUAAAAUAUAAAUAUAUAUUUGUGGUCUUGUAAUAGAAUAACAUAUAUUUCAUCAGAAGUAAUUGUCUUUUAUGAAAAGUGAAAGCUUUCAGUUGCAGAACUUUAAAAAUGACACAUAGUGUGAAAUAUUUUGAGUGUACAUUUAAGAACUGGGCAGUCUUAUCUACUUUCCGCAACAGUUACUAAUGGGAGAAAGUGGAUUUAACAAUACCAUUACUGUGCUUUACUAGCUAGUAUCUUUUCCUUGAUUUGUAAUGCAAAAUAUUGACAUGACAAAAGUUGACUUGUUAGUAUUUUCACCUCCAGAUUUGCAGUAUUUUGUAGAAAUGUGGUCACAUUUUCCAUGAUUGUACAACUCCUAUGUGAUUAACUGUGAACAAUACUAUAAAAUGCAAAAAGUGUGAUUUGUAGACAGUAAUGACAGCAUUUUAAUCAAAGAAUGUUAAGUAACUGCAGUUUUGAGCCAUAUCAGUUGCUUUGUUGUAAUUAUUAAGGUAAGAGUUAUGUAUUAUAGCUUUUUAAAAAAACAAAAAAAACUAACAAAAAAAGUGUACUAAUAAGAAAUCAUUGCAGUGAACACCAUUCUGGUGAGGAUGUGCAAACUGUGCACAUUUUGCCUCUCAGGCCACUAAAAUCUCAGUUAAAUUAACGCCAAAUGAUUUUGCAACAGACAACAUUAUAGUAAUAUAAGUAAAAUGUGAUUAAAUUGUGUAACACUGAUCAAAACAUUCUGUACUAACAGCAUGAAUUGUGACAAAAUUUAUGUGCAUUGACCAAUUCAGAAUUUUACUGUGUUCGGUAGGUUAAGAUAUUGAGUGGCAGAUAGAGCACGAUACAUUGUCUUUCUGAGGUGGUGGUUCUUGUGCCGAAGACUUUGGUGAGCCAUAUUGGUGAUAUAUUUCUUCCAUUUGUCUUUGAGUAAAGAUAUAUAUAACAACUUACACUUAGUGAGUGCCUGUUUGAGAAGCGUUUAUCUGUCCUACAGUAUGGGACACACAUUCCUGCUAUUGAAGUGUGCCAGCUGCUAGUCGUUUAUUUUCAGCAGGUUGUGUGCCACAUUAUUGAAGGAUGCUAGAGGCUAGUUUUUGGUUAUUUUUUAUGGCUUAUGAUGCUCAAGAUUACUUGAGUAUGAAAUGUCUCAUGGUUGAACCCCCUCCCCCCGGCCUCCAAAUAUUCUCCUUUUCUCAGUACUGAUCAUUUGAUCACUAAAAAAGUGUUAGCUAAAUUUUGUGGAAAGUGAUUGAAUCAUUUAGGUUUUCCAUAACCUUAUGGAGUAUGGUCAUUUUGAGUGAUUUACUUUGUAAUUUGCUGCGAAUUUGAGCAGUUAAUUCAUAAAGUUUCUAUUUGAGUGCUUAUGAGGUUCUACAUAUGUAAAUGUGGAGGUACCAUUCAAUUUUCAAGAAACGUGCCUCUGCACAUUACCAUGUUUUGCACAAUGCCACACAUCAUCAUAUUUUAACUGUUGCAUUAAAGAAUUAGUGGAGGAAGUGAACAUCAGAUGUACAUUAAACGGGCCUCUUUACCAUUCACAGCCAUAGUCUCUCUCUCUCUCUCUCUCUCUCUCUCUCUCUCUCUCUCUCUCUCUCUCUCUCUCUUUCUCUCUCUCUCUUUUUCCUCCAUUAUAUAUACUAAUUAGUAUGUGUUGUCUGAGCUAGUCACAGAUAAUUUCUUGCAGUGAUCUGUCUUAACUGUUUGCUGAAAAUCUUUUUAAGUUGCUGAUUCCCAGUGUAAGUUGUUGUUCCUUUUAUGGGGGAGGGAGACUACUGACCAGUCCAGUUAAUUUGCAGGGCCUGUAGCAAGGAAGUACCUAAUUAUCGGUCCGGUCUCUUGGCUUUGCUGUGUUGUGUAGUCUUCCUCUUCAUAUCCUCCAACAAGCCCCAUAAAGGCCUGUCCUCUGUGCCUUUCAAAUUUGCUGUGGUGGCACUAGCAUUUCAUUCAAGACAGUUUUUUGUUGUCAUGUCUUACAAUUUUUUUCCAAAUUUCAUAUGUGCCUAAGAGACUGUAUCCCUCAAAUUAUGAAGCUAAAUGAGUGCUCUCUGUGGAGGCUUUGUCCUAAAACAAAUUGUAUAAUGUAAAUACUGUCUGCUGAAGUAAGUUUAGUGACUGGAGUUAGAACAUCAAGUGGAGUUCUGCAUCCUUCAUGUUAUUGGCUUCAGAGCACUGGUGAUGCUUUCCAGGGCUCGUAUCAGUAAACAUUGUUGCUCUGCUUUGCUGACUCCAAUAGUUCAAGAGUGUUUGAUUGGAAAUGUCAGUCUCAUUCAUACCUGUAACCAUAAACAUUGAUCAGAUGACCAGGGAUCAAAGCAAAUCAUCGGGAUGAGUAUUGGAUAUUUGAUACUUGUGUAUUACUGGCUGAUGUGCACAGUUUGUGAAGUGGGGCUUUGAAUUUUCUUAUCUAACCAUCCAUUAUUUCUCUGCUGAAAAUCUUAUUAAACUGUGUCUUCUAGAAGUUAACGCUUUGGUGCACUUGUAUAAAGGAAAACUGUUGAUAUGGUAUGAUUGGUUAGGAUUUAUUCAUUUGUUUUGUUUUAUUUUUAUUUACAAACCGAAUAUAUCCUCUUUUCCAACAUGCUCCAAAAUAAAUGGAGACCAGGCAAGAUUUCAGUUCAGGCUCAAGAAACCAAAAUUGUGACACAUCUGUAAAGUGCACAUUGCAUUCGAUUGAGCAUCAUGUAGAGUGUCCUAUUUUAGGUGCUGUACUGUGAUGCUCUGUUUUUAUUACAAAUGAAAAUUUUAUUUCCUAGUUUUCUUUAGUAAAGAGAGUUAGACAAUUGUAAAAUUAAAAGAAAUAACACCAUUUUUAAACUGCAUGUUUGUAUGGAAAGCAACAGUAUGUUCAUAGCUGGUUUGUCAUUGCAUUGAUUGAAUUUGUGGUAACAUGUGCCUGCUAUUAUAAACACCUGCAAAUGUCAUACUUCUCAGGUGUAGGUGCUUGUUCAGAGAAGGAUACUUUUGUUAUAAUCUAGAAAGAUGUAAUUGUUUGGUGUGGGACUUAAGCAAAAGAUAAAAAAUAGUUUCAACCAAAAAAUCUCCUCCUGAUACACUUUGUGCCCUCUGUAAUUAACCAAACGCAGUAAAACUUUUGAUGUCUGUGUUAGGGAAUAGGGAUCUUGAUAAGCAGAUACAUAACAAAAAUGCUAAUGAUUUUUGCUCAUUGUUUAAAUAGCUUUAGCUUCUUGUGUUCACAAGACAGUGGAAUGUCACACAAGGAAAUCAGACUUUAAAACAAAUCUGAGCUGUAUAUUGUGCUAACAUUCUGGUGUUCACAUAUCUUGCUAUUUUUCUGUGUAAGAUUAGAGUGUAUUUUUCCUUAGGAAUUGUCAGUUGACUUCCCCAGUGAAAGAUGAAAACAAACUGAACAUCAAUUAAAUCACAUUCAUGUUGUAAUUGCUAAAUUUUGUAUCUCAACCAUUUGUAUAAUCAAUAUUGGUUACCACAAAUUUAUUUUUAUGAGUAUUUUGUGAUCUGUCAAUUUUAAAAUUUGAAAUCCAAUUUAAUUUAUUUGUAUGAGUGAAAGAAUUAAUCUGUGCCUUAUAUGGGUAAUGAAUGACAUGAACAGUUCGAAUGGACCACAGCAUACUCCAUGCUUGUGAACUAAUGUACAUAAACAAUGAACAGAAUCGAUACCAGCAUUCUUAUUGUGUUAGCAUGCUAUCUGUCUGCUCAUAUUGCUGGUGAACUGUUGAAUUUUUUUAAAAAAGUAGGCAGUUUUGAAAACUUCUAUCAAUUGUUCAGUAACAAUAACUCAGAAUAAUAAAUUUCAGUGGCCUUAUAUUACAUACAGUAAUUGAGAACAUUAUUUUGUUCUUGAAAGUAAUUUUGGUGUUUACUUUAAAAAUAUUUAUUCCACAAUAUUUUACACAGAGUUUUUGUGAACAACUUAUUUCAGGUCCUCCUAUAAUUAUUCACAAUAUAGAAGAAAUCUUUGUAUUUCAUUAUUUCUAAAAAGCAAAAAGGGAUGUGCUUCUAGAAGCCUCAGGGAGUUUUAGGAUGUUCAACCAUAAAUGGAACUUUUUUUCUGUGGAAACAAUUUUGUCACACUGUCCAAUGUGUUGAAAUUAAAUCUGGGUGCAAAAUUUACUUAUUUUAAAGCCUGUUGAUCUGACAGUGCUGUGGGCCUAACAGUAUAGUGGGGAAAAAAUUCAAUAUGAAUCCUCAGACUCCAUAAGUAUUGGAAUCGACACAUUGGCUUUGUGAACUAGCAUUUGCAGAAUGUGUCAGUUUGUUCAGGACUCUGCUUGCCAUAGGUAAUAUUGAAAUGAAUGAAAUAAUGGUGGGGGUUGGGGAGAAAGGUUGCUCAGUUUUGUUAAAUGGCAUAUUACACCAAUCUUGAGGAGUAGUAGUGGCUGAAUAGAAUAAAUGUUUUCAUUAAUGAUUUAUUUGCAUAAUUUCUUACAGUUGAGGGCAUGACUUCCAAAUUUUGUGUGACAUAUCAGUGAAUAGAAGUUUCCAGAGGCUCUCUAACAGUCUGAAAGAUUAUACUGGAUAUAGACAGUGUGUGGGAUAACCCUGUGACUCAAAAUUAUACUGUUACGCUUAUGCUGUGUAGGAACACUUGCAUUUUGAAUACAUUAGCAGUUAAGUCUGUACAUAGUGAUGUACAUGUGGAAGAUAUUCAGUAUUGUAAUAUAAUUUGUGCUCAGAACUGUCAAUAUAAGCUGACUUUUUGUGUAGAUAUUAUUUGACAUGUGUUGAGGAAAACAGAUUGUGGCAUUCUAGAUGACUUGUCACGUGUGAGUCACUAUUUUGUAAUAAAGAACUAUAUUUCAUUACCGCAUAUUUAACUCCAACUGUAAUGGUGCUCUGUGUAUCUGUAGAGCUGUAUUGUUUUACAAGCUGUACAAAAUGUGCAUUUUCACUAUAAUAUUUACUACGUAAGUAUGUAGCACAAGAAGCGUUGGCCACAGAGAACUGAAAUUUGGAAAAGUUUGCUGAAGACAACUAAUUGUAAUGUACUUUAAUUUGAGAGGUUGUGAGAUAAACUCCUGGCAUAGUCUUGUUUCCUGUCUGUGAUGUUACUUGGAGUUGAUUUCAUAUGGAAAUAGACUAGCAUCCUGAUGAUGAUUGCUAGAAAGACAGUUUUGAAAGUAACUCCAGUUCUUCCAUGAAGGAAGCUGGCUACCUUCACACUGAAAUAUGAAUGUGAAUCCUUUCCAUUGUGAUAUUAUAUGCACCAAUAAAUCUCUUUGCCACUUUCUUUGUGGCUAAACUUUUCUCUUCUUGUAUUAAUAUAGACUUAAUAAGAUCAGGCAAGAUGUGGCUUCAUCAUAAUGGGUGAUCGGUAUAGUACCUGACAGAAUAAUCAUUCUUGUUUUUAAUGUAAAUUUUUAAAACCCAAUAAAAAUUAAAUAUGAGAACACGUACAGAAAGUUGUGACGAAUCACAUCAUUACACAGCUUUCCUGCCAAGUACAAAUGUCUCAUUAUAUUUACCGUUUGGCAGCCUCAGAUUGCAAUAACUAAUAUAACAGUAGGGUAGAAAUAUUUCUGUAACUAGAAAUACCUAUGAGGAUUCUGUGUAUUGGACACUCUUAAUGUUGUGAUCUAUCUGUUGAGACUUACAAAUAGUUAAUGUGAAUUUAUAUGUAUGUCAUGCUUCGUUAUUACCCUUGUUGUAACAUGUAGAGUUCUGUGCAGCAGACAGCUUUUCCUUAGGACUGUAUUACAUGAUAAUGUGAGAUAGUACAGUAGACUAAAAUAUGUUUAUAAAAGCUGGCUUGUAAAUAUUGGUGUUCUUAUAAAAAAAAAUUCUUUUUGGCCUUGGCACAUGUUUGAGCCAUUAUAACCUUUCCAGUACUAAGAGAAACAUUUAGCACAAGCUAGAGCCAUAGGACCAAUGGCUGUGUGGAGUUGAAAUGGCAGCUAGCAGUGAUCAGCACAUUACUUGACGCAGACACGGCCUUGUGAUAACUUAGUAACUAAUUUACCAUUACUCAUUAAUUUUCUUACGGAUGUAUUUAUUUGUUGCAUUUUAUCUUGUAAUAAGCUGUUAGACUGGACAUUUGAUUAAGAUUGACUUAUGUUGAAACUGGGAAGAAAAAUGGAAACUUCGUUUUCUCUCAAGCGCACAAGAAAUCGUGUUAAAAGUCAAAUUGAUGUGCAAUAAUCAAUAAGUCUAUUGGGGUAAAUAAUUAGCUGUUCCAUUCACGCUUAAUUAUUUUUUUUCUCAUGUGUUAAAAUGUGUUCAUUAUGCAGUAGGAAAUGGUUGACACUGUUCCCCACACACCCAUACUACAAAAUUGAUGCCUUAAUUUAUGGAAUAGUAUUCUGGUCCUAAACUUAAUGUCAUGGCAUAUUUGUAGAAGAAAGAGUCUGCCUGUUGGUGCUUGUAAUUGAGUGUAUGUUUAUGCUUCCACAUUGAAGAAAGACGUACAAAGCCUGGUACUUUGAAUUGAACCAAACAUUUCAAAUGUGAUCUAAAGUAGAUAUGUAGGUAGAUAGGUAAAAAGUAUAUGGGAGAGAGAGAAUGAGCUAUAGAUUAUAUAUAUAUAAAGAUAUGUAUUCAGUACUUUGGUAACAAAUGUUUUAAUUUUGUGUAAUUUAGAAGUGUAUGUUUUACAUGUAUCCUUUUGUGUAGACAAUGGAUGUCUUGGCUCAGUUGUGUUAGCAAUUUGUGGACUGUCCAGUUAAGACUACUAUUAUAAAUUCAAUUUUUCUUGAGUAUCAGAUAAUUAUUGUACUUUGUGAUGUUGCCAGAAUUAGACUUAUAAGCAGAGGACUUAGUUGAUUUUUACCGAAAGUUCAAAUUAUGCUGCAACUUGUCUUAUCCUGUAAUUUUUUUGUUUUGUUUUUGUAUUCCAUAUUUGUUCAUCCCUGUUUGACUGAAAGCUGUGAGAGAUAGAGAACAUUUUCUGGUUAAUAAAGAGUAGCAAUUCUCAGUCCAUCCAUUUAUAUUCCAUAACAGGCAGUCAUGUUUCAUAAAGAAGCAUUGGUGCAAAAUGUGUGAAAUGUUGAUGUUUUAUGUAUGUAUAAAUAAAUUUAAAAAAAAUAUAACAGCUUUGUUUAGUGUUAGGAUUUAACAGAUUUAUUUUUGUUUCCAUGUAAGUAAAUAUUACAUAUUGGUUACUGUAUAAGUGUUGUUCUGAUUGUGGCAAUGAUUGUACAUUGUCUGUAUUAGAUCCACAUGAAUACUGAAAUGUGUUACCUAGUUUUUGUAAAUAUAGUUUCUAGUUGAAUAUAACCGCUUGUUUCAAGUACCUUAAAUGAUCAGUCAUAACAAGCCAAUUUUAUUUGCAUUGUUUGUGAAUCAGUAUUGUGAAAAAAUCUCAUGAAAAUUUGCAUUGUAUCCUGUUUGCUUAGGUUACAGUCACACAGUAAUGAGGUAUACAUAUUGCACAACAUGUGCAGAAAUAUGUGUUAGUGCGUGAGAACAUAUUCAAAAUACACUAAGCAUUAUAUAAAAUGUUAGCAUAUCCAAAAUGAAGUGCUUUAAUAGAUGUAGAACUGGCCAUAAGCUGUUUGGUGCUGUGGUUUAAAACGAGUGAUGAUGAUUAUCAUUCUGAAUACUUAUCUUUUCGUUCUCUGGUUGCUUAGAGUUCCUGAAAACAUUUAUUUCUUAUUUUGUUUGAAUAUAUGAUAUUCAGAUAUACUGCCUCUUUUCAUUGAAUUCCAGCUUUAUGUUAUAUUUGCUCAUUUCAUUUUACUACUAAUAAAACAGAAACAUUUUACUGAAUCUCGCCAUUUUUCCACAUUUGAGAUAUCAGAUGUGUGCCUCUUUACACACACACACACACACACACACACACACACACACACACACACACGUACGUACAUUAACACUUUAUUUUCGUAAGUGCCAAACAGAAACGAACUUUAUUUUGCUGUUGGUGUUAACAUGCUUUUGGACCACUCUGAAUUCUUCAAAAUUUGACUACUCAAUUUAAAAAUAACCAUUGCACUUCCAUGAUUGAGUUUGUGCAAGAAAUUAAAAGUCUGCUGUUAAAUUUUGUUACCAGUAGGAAUUAUUACUAUUAUGAGCUUGUUCUGAUAACUACUUUCUUUCAGAUUCUUUUUAUGCCUUUAUAAUACUUUUUCCCUAGGUAUAUAAUGUUUAUAGAUCUUUAUUGAACAGAUAAUUACCAAGAAAAAACCAAAUUCAGAGAUGCCAUAAGCGUGCCAAUCACUGUUAUUAAGAACUUCUGGUUUAGACUUUGCUACAUUUGUAGGACAAAAACAGUUGCUUUUACUUGACCUUCUACAAAAGUAAAAUGAAACCAGAGCAAUAUUGUAGCAUUUUAGCUUGCACAAGAAGACUGUGUGUGUGUGUGUGUGUGUGUGUGUGUGUGUGUGUGUGUGUGUGUGUGUGUGUGUGUGGGGCGAGAGAAUUGUAUCUCCAUACUGGUUUUGUGUGCACAUGUGCAUGUUUCAGUAUGAGCAUGUGUAAAUAGUGGAAUUGCACUGUUUCUAAUUUUCAGUGUGGUAUUGUCUAUUGCUGAAAUAUUCACAUCAUUCUAACUGUUUUCUGUCCAUUGUUAAAUUUAUGCAGACUGAUUCUUAAAUAGACUAUACAUUAUAUCAUCAGGCCACAUUACUAUCAUAAUGUUUUAUUUAGGUGACUUUAGAUUUGUGUUAUUACAGUAAUAGUAUUAAGGUGUUUAAAAAAGAAAUGUAUUACAUCAGCCACUCAAGACUCCUCUGAACAUUCAUUUUUGUAUAAAGUGUUUGUUGCAUAUUAACAAUGGGGUGUUUGUUUAUUAUUAUUAUUAUUAUUACUAUUAUUAUAAUGUUAUUGUCGAUGUCUGCUGGUCAUAAGUUUUUUAUUUGCACAUUGGUUAUGGAAAAAUCAUUGUUUUAUUUAAAUCUUUAGACUUUAUUUUAAUCGUGUACUUCAUUGAGAAACAAGUGAGAAUUAUUAGAAUAAAAAUCCAACAUUGCUCAGGGCAAAUUUGAUUAAAAAAAGAAAAGCUUUUUGUGAUCAAUGUGUAAAAGAGUUAUUAAAUAAUACAGAUUCUUUCCAUAAUGAAAACGCUUUACAGUCACCUAUAGCAUGGAAACAAGUGUUUUCUCCUAAUGUUGCUUUCUUAGUGAUUACCAUGUAUAAUAAUUUUGUGACAUUUGUUUAUAAAAUAAAAUCUUUUAAUAACAUGUAUUAAAAGUUUAUUGAGACUGGGUAAGUUAGUUAAACAUACUGCAAUCAAUACAUCACUUAUGUCUGUGUGUAUUUCCUGCAGCAAUCAGUGUCCAGAUUCUUGUAUUGGUCGUAUAAAAUUUUUGUUUUUUUGUGAUUCAACUCAAUUCAUUUUUUUGAAAGGAACUUUUGUGAAAUAUUGCAGGCUGAUUUCACAAGGAACAGGCUAUAUUCUCUAUUGGCAGUGUCUUGCUAUAACAGGCAGUACUCCGUUCCCUACUGGAUUGUCGUAGAACGUAUAACUACAUUUUAUUUUGAAGCUCGUGAAAAUGGCAGGUUGAUAACCUGUUUUGAUUGUGUAGUCUCCUUUUAGUAAAUUUGUUUUCUUUCUCUAUUUUCUAUGAGCGAUUGUGAAUCAGUUGGAACCAAAAUACUCACAUCACACAUGUAUUUUAGGGAAUUAAUGAUGUGGACUGAAUAUUCUGUCAAGUUUACGCCAAUGUAUUAUCAAAAAAUCGCUUUAGGUUAACUCACUUUAUUUGUGGUUAUUUUAUAACCAGUUAAAUUGGUAAAUGGUUUGUGAAAAGGAUGCAGUAAUAACCACAGUUGUUAAAAUUGUGAACUUGACACUGGAACGGUUUGUUGAGAUAGUAAUGCUAUCUUGAAUUUUAAUGCCAUUAGAGGCAUAACAAAUUCGAUUAUUUUUUGUUGUAGUUGCCACAUUUUUCUGUGUAUCCAUUUUGAUGUGGAGAUUCUUGUAUUCCCUUCUAGUCAGAAAGGAGUAAAUAAUUUAAUUUGGCACAAUCAUUGUACUUCCAUCCUAAAUAACAUAUCUUUUCAGAUUGCUAAACUCGACACACAGUGAAAUGGUGGCCACUGGUGUUGUGAAACGGUGUUGGUGUUUUCUAAAAAGAUACCCAUAACCAAUAAUUUGUUAAAAUCAUUAUUCAAAAUAAAAACAAAUCACUGUUCAUCCUUAUGAACUACAAAAACAAAAUUUCACCUGUAAUGUAUUUGGGAGCUUUGUAUUAAAUACAUUACUUUGGAAAACUCUUACAUGUAAAGACUUGUUUCAUCUGAGCAUUAUUUUUGGCUGUUUGGUGUAUAGCUUCUUUUUCCAGAUUACAGUAUUUGCUUUUGUUUGAGUGUAAUUUUGGAAAAGAACCGUAGUGUUGUUUCAGUUUUAUUUGUUUCUGUUUUGCCAUAUAAGUACUAAAUGUAUAUAUGAUAGUAUUUGAGUGAACAAUGUCAUGAAUCAAAGUAGCACUAGUGAUCACAGGAUCAUGCAAAAAAUGAUAAAAUAGAGUGAAAUGGAAGUUGUCUUACAUGUCUCGUUCAUGAAGAUUAAGAACUCAGGGACCAGAAUUGGUAUGCCAAAAAGUUAACAUUAUUUUAACUUUUUUUCACAUGUAUUAGUUAUUUAAAAGUGUUCUAACGAGACACAAUGUACUUUAUUUGCAUAUUACAAAAUGUCACAUGGACCUGAUUGCCCAGAUUAAAUUACCUUGAAAGUAUUUAUACCAGUCCAUUGAAUGUACUAUGACCAGUUGCAUUGAAAUAAAGGCUGUCUGCAAUGUAAUAA
This is a messenger RNA of Schistocerca gregaria, 19073 nucleotides long. RefSeq names its product protein Gawky (gene gw). Gene Ontology annotation, biological process: miRNA-mediated gene silencing by inhibition of translation; positive regulation of nuclear-transcribed mRNA poly(A) tail shortening. The record is from RefSeq and is a predicted model, not a curated record. Gene Ontology annotation, molecular function: RNA binding. Lineage: Eukaryota; Metazoa; Arthropoda; Insecta; Orthoptera; Acrididae. Bases 406 to 5934 code for a protein of 1842 amino acids. The transcript has 24 exons. Gene Ontology annotation, cellular component: P-body; nucleoplasm.